Messenger RNA from Cylindrotheca closterium, 2013 nucleotides. The record is from the annotation of a GenBank genome assembly. Lineage: Eukaryota; Bacillariophyta; Bacillariophyceae; Bacillariales; Bacillariaceae.
AUGGAUAGCAACGAUCCUUAUCGACUGGAGCCGUUGAAGACAGAGGUUACGAGCAGUUUGAGAAGACGAAAAGCAGGCACAAGGGAUGGAUUCCUUUCGUCCUCUGAUUCUAUCACGACGACAAACUCGGAUAGGUCAGGGGAUUCAUUGUCUAUCCCAUUGCCAUCUCUACAUGGAUCCUUGAUGAGAACGAGGACUGAGAAAGAUCCAUAUCGAUAUUAUGAGAUUAUCAAGGUCCUGGGGGAGGGUUCUAUGGGAAAUGUCUGCAAGGUUCACAAACUAAAAUCAAUGAUGGGCGGAUCAGCGCGAUCAGAAUUCGUCAAGCAGGAGAAACAAAGAUCGUGGUUGUGGUGUCUAGACUUUGAAUUUCCAUGCUUUGGAAUUUGUCCUAUGUCGAAAAAGGAAGAGACGAAAGAUUCCUUAUUGCAAACGAUCGAGGAAAAUGCGCCGUCUCAAGAUAAGACCACCCCUAUGGUUCCUUCUUCAAUUAACAAUCACAACAUUCGAACAAGCUCAGAAUCAUCACAGAUAUCGACGUCAUCUUCCAUAAUAUCAUACGGAAGAAAAGAUGUUACUUAUGCUUUGAAAUCUAUCCAUGUGGACCGUGUGCGAGACUCGGUUUUCCGCAAGGAACUGAUGAAUGAGAUUAUUAUCCUUCAAACCCUUGAUCAUCCGAAUAUUGUCAAAGCCAUUGAAACCUUUGACUACAAAAACAGAAUGUAUCUAGUACUCGAGCUUUGCUCUGGUGGCGAUCUUUACUCUCGUGAUCCGUAUGAUGAAGAACAGGCGUGUGGCAUUAUAUUUUCUGUUGUUGAUGCUGUGAGCUACAUGCAUAACAAAGGGAUCACUCAUCGUGACUUAAAAUUUGAGAAUAUCAUGUUUGGACAUCCAUCCACAUACUCUGUGAAGGUGAUCGACUUUGGUUUGUCGCGAAAGUAUGCCACGAAGGAACACCUUCACGACACUGUUGGUACGGUGUAUACCAUGGCUCCUGAAGUCUUAAAAGGCGACUAUACAUCGCAGGUGGAUUUGUGGUCGGUAGGAGUGAUCGCAUUCAUGCUUUUAUCAUCGUCAUUGCCAUUUUAUGGAAAGAAUCGGAAGCAGGUGGUUCGUCGGAUUCUUCGGGGGUCGUUCACCUUCAGAGGCGAACGCUGGAAUCCAGUUUCUUCAGCCGCCAAAGAUUUUAUUUGCAAGGCAUUGUCAAGAGCAGCCAAUGAGCGACCUACGGCAAAGGAGGCUUUGCAACUACAAUGGCUCAAGCGACUCCACUCAGAUGUCCCUGUAUCAUGGCUGCUGAUGGAUAAUGUGUCAGCAUCUAUCCGCACUUUUGCAACCUACGGAAAACUGAAAAAAUUGGCCCUUCUUGUCGUGGCAUACAAGUCAACGGAUGAAGAGCUUGGUUUCUUGAGAAAAAUCUUUGACAAAUUUGAUAUCACCAACGAUGGCGAAAUAAGCAUAGUUGAAUUUAAGGAGGCACUGACGGUCUAUCAGUACACUGACGAAGAGCUUGACUUCAUGUUUCAGGCCCUGGACAUAGACUGCACCGGCAGGGUGCAUUAUUCAGAGUUCUUGGCUGGUUCGCUGGAAGCUCACGGAAACAUCGAUGAAGCACGAAUUGCGGAGGCUUUCGAUCGUCUAGACAGUGAUGACUCUGGCUUCAUCACUGUUGAGAAUUUGCGAGAAUUUAUCGGACACAACAUUUCAGGCGAGUACCUUGAUUCAAUCAUCGAAGAAGUGGACCGCACAAAAAAUCACAAGAUUGAUUACCAAAAGUUUCUAGAUCUGUGGAACGAGCAGUCGGCGUCCAAUCUACAAGAUGCGAUGGUUGACGUUUACAAGAGGCGGGAGACAUUCGAGUCUGAAGACCUUGACUUGGACGUGUCUCGUUCUGCCUCUUUUGAUAGUUCUAACGACGGCGAUCCGCUAGACAUUUCAAUUGCGGAUCCAGAAUGUAAGGGAAGCUAUUUCUUUGCCAAGGAGAAGGAAAAAUCGACACGCGGAGUUUGGCUGUAG